Messenger RNA from Rhincodon typus (whale shark), 1077 nucleotides. RefSeq names its product ubiquitin carboxyl-terminal hydrolase 47-like. Lineage: Eukaryota; Metazoa; Chordata; Chondrichthyes; Orectolobiformes; Rhincodontidae. The transcript is spliced from 3 exons. The annotation marks the transcript as partial. The record is from RefSeq and is a predicted model, not a curated record.
GCCACAGGCCUCUCCUGUGAGACAAUGCGUAUCGUACUGGAACGUUGUUGCAAUGAUUUGCGGUUGCUUUCUGUACCUAACAAAACACUGAAGGCAGAAGGGUUCUUCAGGAGUAAUAAGAUAUUUGUUGAAAGCUCAGACAUCCAGGAUAAUCAAACAACUUUCACUGAGUCGCAACUGUGGCAUCUACUAGACCAGCAUGCCAAUACAAUUCGACUGUAUGUUUCAUUGCCAGUACAGUCACCGGGGUCCCAAGGACUAAGGUAUCAUCACCAAAAAGCUGCAGGGGAUCCAGGCAGCCAAGAGGACAGCUAUGAAUGUGCGAAAGAGUCUCCAACCCACAGAAAACCUGUGGAAGCCAUUUUAAAAGAAAGCACAGAGAAAUUGAAGAACUUGUCAUUGCUACAGCAACAGCAGUCGUCCUGCACUCCAGGAGAAAAUGGUGAUGGUCUCAAAAGUGCAGAAGGCAGUGAUUUUGAAACCAUUGAGUCACCAUCACAAGAGGCUGACUCUUCAACCUCUGUGGACAACAGGGAACUGGAAAACCGGAUUCCCUCCUCUGGUCCAGAGACCCCACUCCAGUCAGAAGAACGGUCAGAUUCUGAUGUAAACAAUGACCGAAGCACGAGCUCCGUGGAUAGUGAUAUCCUCAGCUCUAGCCACAGCAGUGACACUUUGUGCAAUGCAGAAACAGCACCUAUGCCCCUGACAAAUGGGCUGGACUCUCACAGCAUCACAUACAGCCGCCGCUCAAAGGCCAAUGAAGGGAAGAAGGAAACAUGGGAUACGGCAGAGGAGGAUUCCGGGACAGACAGUGAAUAUGAUGAAAAUGGGAAGGCCAGGGGAUUGACACGGUACAUGUACUUCAAAGCAGACCAGUGCACUUCUGAAAAUGGAUCAGGUUUGUUGGUGUUUGUUGAUAAACGCAUCACAUUGGCUGCCUUUAAGCAGCAGUUGGAGCCAUAUAUUGGAGUUCCAUCAUCCCAGUUUAAAGUCUUCCGGGUGUAUGCUAACAAUCAGGAGUUUGAGAGUGUUCGAUUAAAUGAGACUCUUUCCUCAUUCUCUGAUGACAACAAG